AUGAGACUGGUAUACUCGAGAGCUUCAAAGGUGCUCAUCUGGGUAGGCAAUGCGGACGACGAGACCGAGAGUGCCAUGGAAUUGAUCUCAACAUGGGUUCUCCAGAUUGAAGCCGGAAAAUUCAAGAGUGUUAUCCGCAGAUUGUCUUUCUAUGCGAAGAUGGGAGCCACCUGGAUGCAGCGCUAUGAGCCCGUCACCCAGCUUCUCAACCGACCUUGGUUCCACAGAGCUUGGACUUUUCAGGAAGCCUGCCUGGCAACCAGCGCAGAGUUGAUGUGCGGUCACAUGUGUCUUCCAUGGACACAUGUCACAAAGUUAGCUCUUGCGCUUGAGAGCACAAGCUUGGCGCAGAGAAUCCUGGGUUUCACCGCCGACAGCAUUCUUGCACUGGCUCACGUUGCGGCAAUGACGGAUGAAUCCGCCCAGAGGGCUGCACCGGACCUUAGCUCACUUCUGCGGCUCACCAGGAGCCGUAACGCAACGGAUCCUAGAGACAAGGUCUUCGCUCUCCUAGGAAUGCUCACUGAAUCCACCAAUCCUGGUAUUCAACCCGACUAUUCUGGUUCAAAUGCCGUCGCGGAUGUCUACACCCAAUGCACACGUCGCGUCAUCGCAUACGAACAGGAUAUCUCCAUCUUGUCAAACAGCCUUGGUCCUAUGCAAGCCUCGGACAUACCUUCCUGGGUCCCCGACUGGCGAAUUCCGCGGCGAACUGCAACACUUCGCUACUUCGAGUGGCCUUCUAAAGACUUACCGUAUUACCACAUCAACGAGAACUGUCCAUUCACUCAACCGAUGCCACAAGAUGGAUUCGAGAGUCCCAGUAUGUCUUUGCGCGGUGCCUGUCUUGCGACAGUGACAUCGAUACACCCACUGGAGACCCUCACCACUCGCCUUGAAAAAGGAAAAGCCGGUAUAAAUUUGGGUGGCAUGUUCACACGCUGUUGGAAUUCAUUCUCGCCAUUCCUUCAUCAACUGACGCUCUCCCUCGGAUUCGAUGAUUCAUCACGGUAUGUUCAGACAGGCGAGUCUUUUAUCAUGGCCAUUUUUCGCACAACAUUUGCCGAUCGCCUACCAAAGGCGGCCGACUUGCGGGCAUUCAUCAAAGAGACACUGAGGAUGCUCCAGCAAGAGCCGGAAGCAUCAGCAUAUGUUGGAGAAUUGUCUUCCGAGCAGUUGCAAGACUUUCACCGGCGUGUUCCGGAUCACUGGGUUGCCGCUGCGCCGUCUCUCCAGGACAUCGCCUUCCAGGAAGGAGGUGAUGCACGUGAGGGAUCAUGGAGUGAGAUGCAGGCGUUUCUAUACAUCUACGACAUGGCACUCAAUGUCCUGGACUAUCCACUAUACUACUAUGGCGGAGGCUCUGGAGAGGCCGCCUUGCUUCCAGCACGUCAGGAACCGUUUUGCAAUCUUGCUUCUUGGAAUGUUUUGGAUAAAAUCAGCUCCGCCAUUAUGACAUUCACGCGUGGCAGAGUGUUUUACUACGGACAACGGUCUGAUUGGUAUUGGUCCAGACUGCACCAAGGAGGGAGAUCAGGUAUGGGACCUCUUGGGCGGGCACGUGCCGUAUCUGUUAAGACACGAUGGUAG
Diplodia corticola is the source of this 1590-nucleotide messenger RNA. RefSeq names its product heterokaryon incompatibility protein. Bases 1 to 1590 code for a protein of 529 amino acids. The record is from RefSeq and is a predicted model, not a curated record. The transcript has a single exon. Lineage: Eukaryota; Fungi; Ascomycota; Dothideomycetes; Botryosphaeriales; Botryosphaeriaceae.